UUUGCACGCAUUAAAUUUACACUUUUACUCAGAAUUAUUAUCUCCUCCGUAGUGUUCGGCAUUCUUUCAUUUAUCAUUUUUGGGUUAUUUGAAAAUUUCUCCCCCAGCUGUAUCUCUCAAAUUGCAGUCUCUUUCAAAUGAGUGAUUUUUUUCUGUGAUUUUAUAAAUAAUUUGCUUAAAAUAGAUUUGUAAUUAUUUUUUAAAUAUUUUACAAACAAAAAUUUAAAAUGUUUCAAAAUCCCCUUUUCAACCCGAAUUCAACGACACAAACAAUUCAAACUUCAACACAACUUCAAUGUCUAUCAACAAUUCCUAAUUCUUAUUUGUUUGAUAAUUUGAGAUUAAAUAAUGAACAGUUAAAUAAUUUUAAAUUUAAUUAUUCUCAACAGAAUAAUGAACAACAACAAGAUUUUUGUGUUGUUUGUAAUGAUAAAGCUAUUGGAAAACAUUAUGGUGCCGUUUCAUGUAAUGGUUGUAAAGGAUUUUUUCGAAGAACUGUUUGGCAAAAUUUACAAUAUUCUUGCCGAUUCUCAAAUAAUUGUAAAGUAGACAAAACUCGCCGUAAUGCUUGCAGAGCAUGCCGAUUCAAAAAAUGCCUGAUUGAAGGAAUGAGGAUUGAAGCAAUACAAAACGAACGUGAUCGUAUUGGAUCUACUCAUCGUGGAGCCAAAAAUUCGGUUUCAGAUAAUGGGUCAAAAUUAAACGAUUUACGUUCACGUUCAUAUACUUGUAUGCCACAAUAUCAUCCUACUUCAGCAUCAUUUAACUUAUUUAAUACCAACACAAUUAUAACUAAACCUCCUUUACAAUAUAACAAUUUUUCUUUGUUAAUAGAAGAGAAAUUAAAUGGGAAAAAUUUAUUAGAUGAAUUGAUACAAAUAGAUUUAAAUGUUCAAUUACAAAAUAAUGAAGAUUCUAAAUUGCAAGCUUUGGAAUAUAUUGUACUCUGGGUAUAUUCAUUUAGUCCAAUUGCUCAAUUACCUUUUAAUGAGAAGUCUUUACUUAUUCAACGUUGUUUUAACCUAUUUAUUCUAAUUUUAUGUUUACAACGCUCAAUUAAAUCCUCACCUCUAAUUAUUCUUCCAAACAAUUCUUUUUUCUUGCCAUCUAAUCUAGAAGAAGAAAAUAUAGAAAUUGCUACACAAAUACAAUUACAAAUUGAAGUCGAAUUACUUCAACCUUUAUUGAGAAUAAACAUUAAACAAUCAGAAUUUGCCUUUUUAAAAGCGCUUUUAUUACUCCAACCUGAUAUUGUUGGAAUUUCUGAAAAUUCAAAAAAUAUUAUAUCUCAGGCUCGAGAAAAUUUAAUUAAUGCAAUAAUUUCAUAUGAUAAUUGUAAUAAUACAAGAUUAGCUCAACUUUUGUUGUUUUUGCCUUCACUUUUUGUUGUUUGUGAAAAAAUUACAUCAAUCCCAACGUUGUCUGAAAUUUUUGGUUUAAAUUUGUGUUCUAAAUUUAUCGGUGAAUUUUCCUCAAUGAAUGAUCAAACAAAUAACACAGCUGGAAUAAAAUUAAAUAACGGUUUUGUUGAAAAUAAUGAAGGAAAUAAAAAUAUUGUAUAG
Molecule: messenger RNA, 1562 nt
Organism: Meloidogyne enterolobii
Lineage: Eukaryota; Metazoa; Nematoda; Chromadorea; Rhabditida; Meloidogynidae
Source: the annotation of a GenBank genome assembly